CUACGACGGAGAAUCGGAAUGUACGCCUCUCGCUGCUACGGCAACAUUAUUGCUAGCAAAACUUGCUAAGCUACGACGAGGCUAGCGCUAAGCUAUGCAUUACGCGUUAGCUUCGGCUCGCUAAAAGCACCCACAAAGCGACAAAAGCCUGCUUUUUUAGGUGACCAACAUGAUCCCAAGCAUGCAAGAGUGACGACAAUCUAUUUGGACUCCUCCUAUCGGGAUUACUUUCCAAGGAAUCCCCCCAAACAGCCCCCACUGCGACUUGUCAAGAUUUCCCAUUAUGUUUUGCUGCACGUGAACCAUGUGAGGGUCUCUGAGUUGGCGUCUGGGGAAAAGACUUGACCCUGUCUGUCCCUGAAAAUUGUGCUUCCCCACCCCUUGGUCCCCUCCCCCCCCCCCCUUCACUCCCCUCAACCCCGCCGUCCUCACAUUCCCCAUCUCCUUACCUAAAAAAGGAGACACGCCAUGAUGUUCAGAGACCAGGUAGGUAUCCUCACGGACUGGUUCAAGGGCUGGAACGAGUGCGAACAGACAGUGGCCCUGUUGUCCCUCCUCAAGAGGGUGUCCCGCACCCAGGCUCGCUUUUUACACAUUUGCCUUGAACACUGGUUGGCGGACUGCACAGAAAUUCACAUCUUAGAAGCAGAGGCCAACAAUGCAGCCAUAGUCAACCAGUGGCACCAGGAGCCCAAGGAGAAAGUGGUGUUCUUGCUCUUGUCCCAUCUGCCUUUGUUGCAGCCACGCAACAGCGAGGCCAAAUGUGAGUACAUGAAGCUGCUGCAGAAGGUGUUGAGUCACACCAUUGAGAGUAGCUUGUUUGUGGAGGAGAGCAGACAGCUACUGUCCUACGCGCUAAUCCACCCCGCCACCACGCUGGAGGACCGCACGUCCCUGGCUAUGUGGCUCAACCAUCUAGAGGAACACCUAUCCGGCGGUUAUACGCCGGCCACACGGGCGCCCCCCAGCCCGUACCACCCCCGUCAGGGUUCAGAUGAGUGGGCCGGCUCGGCCGAGGGCCUGGAGCCCGGCCAGGCCUGGCACGACAAGUCCCCCUCGUCCAGCACGUCUCCUGCAGGCCAGAACGGGCACAUGACUUUUCCGGGCGGAUUGUCCUCUCCUGUCAACAGCAAUAAUACAGGACUAGGCGGGCAGAUGCAGCCCAGCCCUCUGAAGAAAUCCGCCAUCCCCUCCGGUUCACAGUCGUGUAACUCUGAUUGGCUCGGUCAGGAUGACAUGGGAAGCCGGCAGAACUUCCUCCCGACGGACCACGCGCCGCUCUCCCCGCAGAGCAGCGUGGCGUCCUCAGGCAGCGAACAGACUGAAGACCAGGGCUCGGUACGCAACACCUUCCAGGAGGACGGCAGCGGCAUGAAAGAUGUUCCCGCGUGGUUGAAAAGUCUCCGCCUUCACAAGUACGCAUCGCUUUUCUCCCAAAUGAGCUACGAGGAGAUGAUGAUUCUCACGGAGCAUCAUCUGGAAUCUCAGAACGUCACCAAGGGAGCGCGGCAUAAAAUUGCCUUGAGCAUCCAAAAACUGCGCGAGCGGCAGAGUGUCCUCAAGUCUUUGGAAAAGGACAUUUUGGAAGGAGGAAACCUGCGCAACGCUCUGCAGGAGCUGCAGCAGAUCAUCAUCACGCCUAUCAAGGCCUACAGCACGUUGACGCAGACCCCGCUGGAGCCGGCCGGCUCCCCUCCCGAAGCCGCAAAGUCGGCCGCGGAUAAAGACGCGGCCCCCGAGGGAUUCCAUUCUCACAGCGACGGAGACUCCUCGGUGACGCCCAUCUCGGACGGUGACAUUGCCGGACAGUUCACCCGAGUCAUGGGCAAAGUGUGCACGCAACUGCUCGUGUCCAGGCCAGAUGAGGAAAAUAUCAGCUGCUACCUCCAGCUCAUCGAGAAAUGUCUAAUACAUGAGGCUUUCACGGAAACCCACAAGAAACGUCUGGUUUCCUGGAAGCAGCAGGUCCUCAAACUGCUCCGCCUGGUCCCUCGGAAAGCCAUGCUGGACAUGCCCGUGUACCGACAGAAAGGCUGGGCCUACGGGUCCAACUCCCUCCCCACAGCGGGCUCUGUGAGCGGAGGCGUGGGCCGGCGGGGCCAGAGGCAGUUUCAGAUAACCCCCCGCGGACUCCAGGCGGGGCGCAUAGGUCUGUUGAGUCCCGGCGGAAUCGGCGGCGUCUCUCCUCGCCACACGCUCACCAGCCCCGCCGGGCUGGCGGGCCAAGGUCGUCAGAGCCUGUGGUUUGCCAACCCCGGAGGCAGUAACAGCAUGCCAAGUCAAAGUCGCAGCUCCGUGCAGCGGACCCACUCGCUUCCUGUCCACACCUCCCCGCAAACCAUGCUCAUGUUCCAGCAGCAAGAUUGCCAAGUUCCAGGCGCUGACCUGGAGAUCAACCCAACGCUGGAGUCGCUGUGCCUCAGUAUGACGGAGCACGCCUUAGGCGACGGAACUGACCGGACAUCGACGAUAUGAAAAGAAGACAAAAGAGAGUGGGGGGGAAGAAAAAAAAAAAAGCUCCUCAUCACCCAGCACAAAAAUUACGUACGCUCGAGCAAACCAGGCAAAGCAGUCACUACAUAAUGACAAAAAAACUGUGUAUAUGUUCUCUAAUAUUUUUCUACUUUAUUAUAUACAGCUAAGUUUAUUAUUACAAAAAAAAAAAAAAGGAAUACAGAUAAUUAUUAUAUUGCAGGACAGGCAGGAAGGUUGCCGCCCGUGUCACUUGCAGGACUGUGACAUGGCGCAAUGGCGAGCGAGACAGAUAGGUGCUGUCUUCAAAACGGCCCUUUUUGAGUUCUCCUUCUUUUCCUCCUUCUGCGCAGACCUGCACUGCCUCGCGUGUUGAUCGGCCGCAUGUAAGGCACUUGGAUACAAACGGCACCGGGCUGUAAUUGGCUUAUGAAGACACUUUUGAGAGCCCGAAAAGGCGUCUGAGAACUUGUUGAAACGGCGACUUGUCACCUCACGGUCAUGCCGCCCAAAGGCGGGCGUCGCCUUUUAGUUGAAGCGUUCCGCCCUGUAGACUCCUCCUCUCCACUAAAGCCAAAGAGAAGGGUUGUUCGGUCGAUAGUUGAGCCGGGAAAAAAGUUCUGGCGACGGAAUGGUUGAGCAGUCGGAGAACGCUCGGCUGCGUUUUGUCUCCGUUAUCCUUUUUUUUUUUUUUUUUUAUUAAACUCCCUACCGGCGUCAAUGAUGAUGAAUUAUCACGUUGUGCCGAGGAGCGAGGGCCGGCCGAGGGUUGGGCUAUUGCACAAGAGCUGAUUUCAAACCUGGUUCCUCUCCAGGGACCCCAAGCACACGGGUCCUCGGUUUUUAACAUGCCAUGGUCUCUCACUAACCCGGCGGGAAAAAAACGACCUUAUUUGAAAACAGGCCAUAAAUAGGUAUAAAACAAUCUAAUGGAAAAAAAAAGUAACCCAUUCAUAACAUUGUAAAACGAGUACGCCAUAUUGACGGAAGAUUCUCAUCUACUGUAAAAAAGGGAAAAAAAAAAGAAAACACUGAUUGGGAAUCCCUAAAAUUGUUUCAACUCUUGACAAUCGGCCCCCCAAAAUACACCCUCUUUCCUCACACGUGACGAUUUGAUGACUCAUGCAUUUCCAAGGUGCUCCAAGAUGUCCGUAUUUUUCCGUUAGCGUCUGUGUUUCAGUAAACCCUCGACAUUAUCGCGUGGUAUCAGUGUUGAAGUUUUUUUUUUUUUUUUUUAAAAACAAAAUAAUAAUAAUAAAGAAACAGAAGAAGCGGUCUUCUAACCCCGGCGUCUGUCUUGGAAUGUGGCAGAGCGGAGGUGCAUGUACCUUUUGGAUAUGGUCUCUCUUUUGGAUCACUUUGUUUGUUCGGUUGCUUCGUAAGGCAGGGAUAACCGUUUGAGUUUUUUAUUUUGGUAAAGAUGGUCAUACAGUGGAACCCCCAAAGUUGAUUUAUUCCAAUCUGAAUUUGCUGUUUCUACAAAUUAAAAUUGUGUUUUACAUAGGGCGGGACCAAUUUGGAUUUUUGUUAGGCCGAGUCUGAGAUUUUUCAGGAUAAAAUUCAGAUAUCCAUAAUUAAUCGGUUGAUUAUUACUAUUUCUAAAUAUAUAAUAAAUUGAUCUUUUUGUGUAACGCUUAAAACAAUGAAGAUUGAAAAGUCACAUUACUGUAGCGAUGAUUUCAGCUAAAUAUUUUUGACAAAAUAAUUUUCUCCGAUUGACUGCCGUGUAAUAAAUUCUUUGAUUGUACAAGAAGCAGCUAGACAAUUUUCUAUCUCGCGUAACUAACAAACAAAAAAAACCAAUUUGAAAUGCCAUUUAAUUCCAAAUUCUUUCAUGACUUUGGAAGUUCCACUGUAUCCACAAAAUUUGGGGGUUGUUUUUUUUAAACUCUCCCUCGAUACGGAUAACUUCUGCUUUCUUUCUAUAAUCGCAUGUUUUUACGGCACUGUUGUAGAUAAGAGGUGAACGGACAUCUUGCAACUAAAGUUGUGUGUAUGCUUCAGCGUGUGCGUGUGUUUAAAAACGCCUGUUUACAUCUUUCUAGAAAAUAAUGCCCGUGUCAUUAUGUGAAAAAACAGAACACCCCCCUUUUUUUUUUUUUUUUUUUUUUGCGGAUUUUUAACAUGUUGGCUUCACGGUGUCAAGUUAUAUCGCAGUCACGGUUUUCUUCAGAGCAGGCUCUUGGAUACAUCUGACUUACGAAAAAAAAAAAAAAAAAAAGACGCAUCACGCUCGUGCCCGACAUGGACCUCAAACAACGGCAGUUGACAUUUUUAGGACUUGUGUUACAUAUAGCUCGCAUUACGAAGCGCCGCGGUAGAAUGCGGUACAGUGGCCGUGCAGAAUUAUGCGUUUUUCUGAGCCACGCUCGAUGACUAACUUGUCAAACACUACACAACAAUACAAGGCCAAGGAGUACUCCAUGUUUACAUUCCACUGAUGCACUUCCAAUUUGUGUGUUUCUGCACACGGACAGGGGUGGGGAACCUGCGGCCUUCUCCCCCGGUGGCUUAUGGUACACAUAAAGUUCUGAAUGGGCCUAAGGUCAACCUAAUUCGACCUCUACACUUUUCAUUUGGAACUUCUCCGCAUUUUAAUUUUCUAUAUUUCUGGGUUCCAUUAAAGUCAUACUGCGUUUUGGUAUCAUCCUGAAAUUUCACCCAUAAACCUUUUGCUGGAUGAGUCAGCUCAUGUUUGCUUGAAUUUUGGAUGGGCCUCAGAGGACCAAGUGGUUCCCCCCCGUCCCUGCAAGCGGUGCUUACAGUCAUGCUGAGAUCAUCAAUGUCCCUGCCAAGCUUGAUUGAUGCAUUCGAUGCAACCAGGCUGUUGCUUUUUGUCUUAACACAAUUUAUAUAUAUUUUUUCCAUUUCAUUCAAGACUACCCAAAUAGUUUCUGUUUUAUGAACUCUUGUGCAUCCCGUGCUUGCUUUUGUUUUGUCUUUUUUUUUGUUUUGUCUUUUUUUUUUUUUUACUAAGUCCUAUUUGUGAAUGGUCUGAAGUGCAGCAUUUGUCAAAUCAUUGACAGUCCAAAUAAAGAGGUUCGGUUCUUUUUGCAACAGAA
Molecule: messenger RNA, 5534 nt
Organism: Syngnathus typhle (broad-nosed pipefish)
Lineage: Eukaryota; Metazoa; Chordata; Actinopteri; Syngnathiformes; Syngnathidae
Product: protein Smaug homolog 2
Exons: 13
Coding region: 469-2475 (668 amino acids)
Biological process (GO): negative regulation of translation; regulation of mRNA stability; nuclear-transcribed mRNA poly(A) tail shortening
Cellular component (GO): P-body
Molecular function (GO): mRNA binding; protein binding; translation repressor activity
Source: RefSeq, a predicted model, not a curated record